Fulvia fulva is the source of this 1929-nucleotide messenger RNA. RefSeq names its product Ferric/cupric reductase transmembrane component 7. The record is from RefSeq and is a predicted model, not a curated record. Gene Ontology annotation, cellular component: plasma membrane. The transcript has a single exon. Gene Ontology annotation, biological process: iron ion transport; copper ion import; intracellular iron ion homeostasis. Bases 1 to 1929 code for a protein of 642 amino acids. Gene Ontology annotation, molecular function: ferric-chelate reductase activity. NCBI's taxonomy places the organism in Eukaryota, Fungi, Ascomycota, Dothideomycetes, Mycosphaerellales, Mycosphaerellaceae.
AUGGCUAUGUCGCACGGCCAUGCCAUGAGCAUGAAGCCGUGGCUAACACAGCCGGUCGUGCUACACUCGUCGCGAACACACAAGUGCUCACUCAACACGACUGCACAGUGCGAGUGGCAGCAAGGCUACUGGAGAUUCUGGUACGAGGCCGAUCACCACUUUGCACUGCCUACCGUCGCCCUAUUCCUGGCUACCAUCCUCCUGUUCGCAAUACCAUACACACUCUCGACUCUCUGGCCACGCGCCGGCUCAUCCUCAAGCAUAGUCCGUAGGGCGAAAGCCUCGAACAGGUACUUGGCGUACAAGCAAUUCAGGAUAGGCAGGCUCAACUGGAACUCUGCGCCUCUUGGUGUGCUACUUCUCGGUGCAGUGGGCACAAUCUACUUCUUCGCUAUGACUCUUGGCCCACGACCAUACUACUGGCCAAACCAAAAGAGCCCACCACUGUCGUUUGGCAACUCACCGCCAAUAGCUAACCGCGCUGGAUGGAUGAGUCUUGCCUGCCUACCAUUCGUCUUCGCUACCUCGCCGAAGUCGAACAUGAUUACCGGGUUGACUGGGGUCAGCCAUGAAAAGCUACAAGUCUUCCAUCGAUGGAUAAGCUACGCCAUGUUUGUACUGGCGCUGAUACACACCUUUCCAUUCAUCAUCUUCCACAUCUGGAAAGGCGACAUGAUGUUGGAGUGGAGGACGGACGUGGUCUAUUGGACCGGUACUGUUGCAAUCCUGGCACAGGCCUACCUUACCUUUGCAAGCAUGAGUCCACUGCGAAACAUGGCCUACGAGUGGUUCAAGGCUAGCCACUUUGUUGCUGCUCUACUCUUUGUGGUGUUCUUCUUCUUCCACUGCAACUAUCGCUUGUCGAGCUGGGACUACUUUAUCGCCACAGGCGUCAUCUACUCGCUGUGCUGGCUGCACUCCUCACUGAGAGUCUGGUUUCAGCAUGGUCUCGGCAAAGCAAGGAUUGACUUGAUGUCCAACGGCUUCAUCCGGGUGGCUGUUUCCACCAAGACCACAUGGAGAGCAGGACAGCAUUACUUUGUGCGGUUCAUGGGGAUUGGGAUGCAUGCUUGGACAGCACACCCAUUCACAGUGUGCUCGCUACCAACCAAGGCGCAUUACUAUGAAGCCGCAGACUCCGAACUCGUUUUCUACAUUCGCCCUGAAGGAGGCUUCACGGCUCGACUAGCCAAGUAUGCUGAGAAGCAUCCCGGAGCUCAGAUGAGAGUUAUGCUUGACGGACCAUACGGAGGCAUCGAUAUGCCUAAGUUGGAGCAGUGUGACAGGAUGGUAGUGCUUGCCGGAGGUUCAGGUGCUGGCUGGGCUUUGCCACUGAUCGAGACAUUUCUCCGGAGGAAGGACUGCGCUGCAUGCUGUGACGCUCCAGCUGAAGUAGCCAAGGACUGCAGCUUACCGUCCAUGCGAGUGAUCCUUGCAACAAGAGAUCUCGCCACCCGAAAUUGGUUCGAAGAAGCCGUCAGCGAGUCGCUAAAGAACUCUUUGAUUGGUACCUGUCCUCCGGGUCUGGUUGUUGAAGUGCACUACACUGGUGGUGAUGAGAACGCAGCUGCUCCGAAGAUCACUGGACAGUUCUUGAACAAGUUGGACGAACCGGAAAAGGCGCCAGAUGCACACCUGGUACCACGAAACGGCACUGGCUCGUCCGACUCUGAGUCAGAGGACGACAAAGACCAAAGAACCCGCUUUGCGCGGUCGCUCAAGGACUUCAAUGCCAGGCCGUAUCUGCCGACCGUGGUUGCUGAAGAGUGCGCGUCCGUGGAUGCAGCCACAUCCAUGGGCGUCUUCGUCUGCGGACCUCUGAGCAUGCAGAGCGAUGUUGCCAACGCUGUCGCACAGGAGCAGAUUGCAGCGAUGAAGGAUGGGAAGAGGGAUGUGUACCUUCAUAUGGAGCACUUCUCUUGGGCAUAG